This is a messenger RNA of Candidula unifasciata, 1381 nucleotides long. The record is from the annotation of a GenBank genome assembly. Lineage: Eukaryota; Metazoa; Mollusca; Gastropoda; Stylommatophora; Geomitridae.
AUGGAUUUCCUCGGCCAUCUGGCAGCUGUCCUCAUUUUCGGACUUGGCUUGCUAUUGGCAGAUGCCAGUACAGGUGUUAAUUCCUAUAAUGGAUACAUUGUAGAGCGAGAAUAUGAUAUCUGUCGCCCACUGACAAAUGUUACCAACCCAAACAGUAUUUACCUCCCAACUAUAGAGAGCUCCACCGAAGUUUUCCUUGACACAAGGAGUAUAGGAAGUCAGCGGGCUAACAUCAACUGCCUUUUGUACAUCAAAACAUGUGACGAUUGCCGCAUUGCAGUUGAGCAUGCUGGUUCUUUUGAUUAUCCUGCCUGCCCGAAGAGUAUCCCUCCAGAUGGUGAUACGAGUGAUGUCUGCAUUCCAGACUGUGCCUAUUUUUACCUCUUUGAUGCUGACUACAAGAGUCAAACCACAAAGGUAUUUUCCUCCAGUCCAGUUUCCUACAGAUCUGAAUCCAAACAGUUGCACAUCAUUGCAUGUGGCAUGAAUUACAACCAAACCAUCAAAAUGAGGCUUAAACUGACUGUUCAAGAAAAACUGACAAGGAUAACAUACUCUAGAGCAUCACCAUACCCACAGCAGUUUGGCUUUUCCAGCCCAUUUUUCCCCAGCCCCUUUGCCAAGAACAGGGAAGAGUAUACCUACAGACUGGAGUCCCGGGAGCCGAAUAUGAUUGCGGUGGUUUCAUUUGAUGAUUGGAUGCUCACUCCCACCUCAUAUCUUACGUUUUAUAGUGCCAUAGGUGAAACUAUGGUUAUGGGGAGCCAGGAUAGACCAUUAAUUAAGUCUACAGGCCCAAACCUGACUGUAAGCUUCUACACAGGAGAGCCCAUCAGUGGCCAAUCAAGUUUUCUUGGAUUCAAAGCAAAAGUUGCUUUCAUUUCCGGUUCUGUAAAUGUUAUCAAGCCAUCAACUGCUUGUGACCAGGACAUCUCUUCAGAAGGUGGAAUCAUUCGCUUGACCAUUCCUGAUGGUCAGUUAAAGGACUGUAUUUUUGUCAUACGCAAGAUUUCUAGAUUCGAUGGCGUCUACCUUCGGGUAUUAAAGACUCAGUCUGAUGGUCAGCAUGACAUGCUGGAGUACAAAUUCGACAUCUACAGUGGAAUCACAUCAAUGGGAGAGUGGAAAGGUCGAUUCCAACGCAACGAUCCAGUACAGAACAGCUCCGUGUUUGUGUCAAGUGAUGGCUUUUACAUUCGAUAUGUUGGCCAGUACUACGAUGGUAGUACCCAUCUGCUGGCAUAUGCAAUGUUUAAGGAUGGCUGUGAUGACUUUGGAGGCUACUUCAGAUGCAGAAAUGACCGGUGCAUUGCCUUGGCCUUGAAGUGUGAUGGUUGUGACCAUUGUGGAGAUGGUAGCGAUGAAUAUUCCAGCUUGUGUA